AUGGAUCUGCCCCAGGACCAGCGCUCGGAUUGGGGCUCAGUCCAUCCCAGCGUCUCCUCCCUGCUGCAGCAUGACGCCUCUCAGCAAACCAUCAACCACACCUCCAACCUGCACGGCUCUCUCAUGCUGCCCCCAACCUUCAGCUCCCCAAUGGCCCCCCUCCAUCAACCUCUGCCCUCUCUGCUCCCCUCCUCCUUCAUUCCAUACUCUGUCCUCAUCCCCUCCCCUCUCCUCUCCACCACCUCCCCCCUGUCCUUUCGACAAACGUCCCCUUCGGUCGACCAACCCUCCUCGUCCUCCUCUCUUUUGUCCGCGUCCACCUUUUCCUCUAAUGACCUGUCGGACCUGGAGAGCAUGUUGCUCUGGACGCUCCACGAGCCCAGCACCAUCGCUCUGACCGUCAUGUACUGCCUCUCCUUCAUUUUGGGAAUCAUUGGGAAUUUAAUGUCCCUGCGCGUCCUCACCAACAGGCGCAACCGACGGCUCGCCAGCGUCAGUGCCACGCGCAGCCUGCUGGUCAACCUGGCGGUGUGCGACCUGGCCGUGGUGUGCGUGUGCAUGCCCAUCACGCUCGGGAGCCAGAUCUACACGGCCUGGGUGUAUGGCGACCUCCUCUGUCGGGCCGUGCCCUUCACGCAAGCCGUCUCGGUGUCAGCCAGCGUGCUCACGCUGACGGUGAUCAGUGUGAACCGCUACUACAGCGUCCAGUCCCCGCUGCGAGCUCGCUCCUUGUUCACCCGCCGCCGAAUCCUGGCUACCGUGGCCGUGGUGUGGGUGGUGUCCUCGAUCAUGUGCGCCCCCAUUGCCGUGAUGAACCGGCGGCGGGAGAUCAGCUUCGGGACGUUCGCCAUCUUGGUCUGUCAGGAGGAGUGGCCUCAGCAUCGCCUUAAACAAGGAUACAAUGUGCUGCUGUUCAUGAUGCUCUACUGCUUGCCAGUGACCUUUAACCUCAGCAUAGGCUUCCUGACCGGGAGGCGGCUUUGGGGAGGAAAGAAAUCCACUUUCGGGGAUCUGGAUCCUCGCAGCCAAGCUCUGCACAACUCGCGCCUCAAGACGCGGCAGAAGAUCGCCAAGAUGGUGGUGUGCCUGGUGCUGCUGUUCGCCAUCUCCUGGCUGCCGCUGUACUUGGCCGACCUUUGGAUCGACUGCGAGCAGAGGCCGCCCUCUUGGCUGCUGCAGACGCGGCCGUUCGCCCAGUGGCUGGGCCUGACGAACUCCAGCCUUAACCCCAUCUGUUACUGUUUCAUCGGGGAUCUGUAUCGCUCAGCGAGGGUCAUACGGACGCGGUACUACCAGAAGGUCGCCGCUAUCUUUGGCUCCUCCUCGUUCACCAGCACCGCUGCAGUGGGCUCCUCUGCCGCAGUGAUUAAAGAAACCAAAGUGACUGCCGCUGAGCACCGCCAUAUUUCUGCUGCUGCUGUUGCAGCGUCUGCAUCGAUGGUGACGAUCCCCAGGCUGUUGAGCUUGGCUCGAGGCCAGGGGCUGGGGCAGAGGGUCAGAGACAGUUCAGACAGCCGAGCAGGAUCCGACCACAGCAUCUCGGACUGGUGUCGGUCCAGUCCCAGUCUGUGGGACAGCUCCUUGUUCCCCUGCCAGCUGGAAACACUGCAGCACUCAAUACAAAGGGCAGAGUUCCUGCCCACAAGAAGACACUCAGUGAAUGAGAACGCCGGAUCGUUAACUUUACAAAUCGAGUCGUUGGAAAUAGACAUGCUGCCUCUGAGGAGUCAUUCCGGAGACAGAAUACAUCGUCUCACGGCCGAUAGGAGAGACACCAUCACCAUGGGAAGAGACGCUCUCUGUUCCACUGGGCAGUACAAAAGAAAAACAUCAGAGACCUACUCCCUGGUAGGAGACAACGAGGAUGAAAUAACCGAUAUGACCAGCCUGUGA
This is a messenger RNA of Pleuronectes platessa (European plaice), 1893 nucleotides long. RefSeq names its product prolactin-releasing peptide receptor-like. The record is from RefSeq and is a predicted model, not a curated record. Gene Ontology annotation, cellular component: membrane. The transcript has 2 exons. Gene Ontology annotation, molecular function: G protein-coupled receptor activity; peptide binding. Gene Ontology annotation, biological process: neuropeptide signaling pathway. Lineage: Eukaryota; Metazoa; Chordata; Actinopteri; Pleuronectiformes; Pleuronectidae. The coding region runs from base 1 to 1893 and encodes 630 amino acids.